This is a messenger RNA of Thunnus maccoyii (southern bluefin tuna), 1412 nucleotides long. RefSeq names its product ELOVL fatty acid elongase 8b (gene elovl8b). Gene Ontology annotation, molecular function: fatty acid elongase activity. NCBI's taxonomy places the organism in Eukaryota, Metazoa, Chordata, Actinopteri, Scombriformes, Scombridae. The transcript has 8 exons. Gene Ontology annotation, biological process: sphingolipid biosynthetic process; very long-chain fatty acid biosynthetic process; fatty acid elongation, saturated fatty acid. Gene Ontology annotation, cellular component: endoplasmic reticulum membrane. The record is from RefSeq and is a predicted model, not a curated record. Bases 313 to 1104 code for a protein of 263 amino acids.
UCAACUGAAGCGGAGACAAACAGGAAGUGAUCCAAAUCUUAUUUUCUUCACUUCAAUUCAAAGUUACUCUGCUGGAAGACUACUCCUCAUUGUUCCUCUGUGCUCCAUGUAAUGAGUUUUAGUUGAUCCUUCGGCUACUUACAGCUGUGUUUCACUUUCUCAUCAUUCAUUUCUCGCAGGGAGAGAGAGGACCUGGUUUUGGCUGCAGGGUGUGUUCAAAGUUGAACUUUUGUUGCUAAUAAUUAUUUGCUACAGUUUGACGUGUAGUCCAAAGGUUCUCCAGCUCCGUCACUGACAUUGAAAUUUUGCAAGAUGGCUUCUGCAUGGGAGAGCGCCCUGUCUCUGCACCAGAGGAUAGUGGACAAUGGAGACAAGAGGACUGACCCGUGGCUGCUGGUCUACUCCCCCGUCCCGGUGGCACUCAUCUUCCUCGUUUACCUCUGUGCGGUCUGGGUCGGCCCUCGUCUGAUGAAACACAGGGAACCUGUUGACCUCAAAGUUGUCCUCAUUGUUUACAACUUCGGCAUGGUCGGCCUGUCUGCUUAUAUGUUCCAUGAGUUCCUGGUGACUUCCUGGAUCUCAAACUAUAGCUACCUCUGUCAGCCUGUAGACUACAGCACCAGCCCACUGGCAAUGAGGAUGGCCAAUGCCUGCUGGUGGUUUUUCUUCUCCAAGGUCAUAGAGCUCAGUGACACGCUCUUCUUCAUCCUGAGGAAGAAGAACAGCCAGUUGACUUUCCUUCAUGUCUACCACCAUGGCACCAUGAUCUUCAACUGGUGGUUAGGAGUCAAGUAUGUGGCAGGAGGACAGUCAUUCUUCAUCGGCCUGCUCAACACCUUCGUCCACAUUGUGAUGUAUUCUUACUACUUCUUGGCUGCGUUCGGCCCUCACAUGCAGAAGUACCUGUGGUGGAAGCGAUACCUCACCUCUCUGCAGCUGAUUCAGUUCAUGAUGUUUCUUCUGCACACGGGCUACAACCUGUUCACAGAGUGCAACUUCCCCGACUACAUGAACAUGUUGGUGUUUGGUUACUGCAUCACUCUCAUCAUCCUCUUCAGUAACUUCUAUUAUCAGAGCUACCUCAACAAGAAGAAGCAGAAAUAAGAUGUGGUGGCGAAGUAUUACGGACAAUCAAACACACACCAAGGCUCUAUGAGAGGCGCUGACAUGAUGAUGUGACCGGAGUGUUGUGUCAGCUGGAGGGAUUUUGUUUCCUGUGUGCAGUACUCACCUGGGUCAUUAGAGGGCACAACAUGCCCACAGUCUGCAGGUUUUUCUCAUGGUGUUCUUAACUUGUCACCUGUCAGUAAAGCUCUACGAUCAAAUUUGAAUUCAUGAUAUAAAUAUUUUACAGACAUAAUAAUGUGUAAUUCCUGUGUUUUUUGUGUUUUAUAAAGAGGGUCAAACACACA